Messenger RNA from Ustilaginoidea virens, 246 nucleotides. RefSeq lists its product as uncharacterized. The coding region runs from base 1 to 246 and encodes 81 amino acids. The record is from RefSeq and is a predicted model, not a curated record. The transcript has 3 exons. NCBI's taxonomy places the organism in Eukaryota, Fungi, Ascomycota, Sordariomycetes, Hypocreales, Clavicipitaceae.
AUGCAGCCCAUCGCCUUGAUCGUCUCGCUCUUCUGCGCCGGUGCUCUCGCCGCGCCGGCCGAGGACGUCCCGCGGGCUCCUCAGAUCGGAGGGUACUGCGUGCCCAACAGCGGCCACGGAACCUGCCUCGUCGCCGACCACGGCAAGACCAAGCAUAUCCCGUGCUCCCCGGACCACAUUUGCCCGCACCAUGUUAGCCGCGGCCACUGCGACUGGAAGGGCGGGUACGCCAUCUGCAGGGAGUAG